AUGUUUAGGCGACGCUUUCGUGCUUGUCGUUGUGUGACCUGCAUAACUCCUAAUCACGAUAUACCAUAUGGAGUUAACGAAGGAAAUGAUUUUUGUCAACAAGAGUUAGAUCCGAAACAGAACCCGGUGGCACACUGCUGGUCCGAACAGACCCAUCACAAACGGAAGUUCUGUAACGUAUGCCGGAAGAGGUUAGAAGACAGCAGCCUAUCGUCUCAUUGCGAAAUCUGUGAGUACUUUGUCCACGCCGAGUGCCAAGACUUCGCAUUAGCCGAUUGCAAGGAGAAUGCGACUUACCUUCCUGGGAAAGAACUGUCUCUGGUCCACCAUGAACACCACUGGCGAGAGGGCAACCUUCCAAACGGCUCCAAAUGCGCCGCAUGCAAGAAAGUCUGCGGCUCCUUUGAAUGCCUCUCCGGAUUCCGCUGCGAGUGGUGCGGGCUUACGUCUCACGCGGUAUGUCGGAAAACAGUCAGCAGCUUGUACCCCGAGUGCCAGUUUGGCAACCUCCAACCGAUCUACCUCCCGCCGCACGCCGUCAGCAUUCCAAGAACCGAAGUACCCAUGGAGGCCAUCAUUGGUGUUCAAGUCCGGAGGAAGGAAACCUUGUCACCAAGGAGCACUUCAGAGGAGUUCAGCAGUGGUGAGUGUAAGUACAGAGAGAACGAGGAUUAUGUCCAUUCCAGGGAGAAAAAAGAUAAGGAAGACAGAGAUGAAGAGUGCAUUAAAGUCUACGAUGGGAACAACUCUAUCAAGAGGCGUAUUUUUAGAACCAUAACAGUUUCGAGGCUGGCGACAACAGAGCACAUCCUGACGCAGGCACUGAGGGCUUUCCACAUUACAAAAGAUCCUUCAAGCUUCUAUCUGACGGAUUUGUACGCUACAAAUGAAAUGCUGCUAUCAGACCCUAGUCCUGUCCAAUCGUUGACGAGAAGAGAAGGAAAAAGGCCGGCAGUUUUUCUAAGAUUUCACGACAGCAACAGCGGCGAGGUUCGAGUUUAUCCUGGAAAGUUACAAGUCAGUCAGCCAUUUUGCACAAUUCAAGUAAACGCAGAAUCAACAAUAACUGAUCUCAUAAGAGAAGCGCUUAUUAAAUUUGGGCUUGAAAAUCUUAGGCCUGAAGAUUUUAGAUUAAGUGAGAUCCUUCUCGAUCGAGGGGUUACUGAAAGGGUUCUCGGCAGAGAGGAGAAGCCAUGGGAUAUAAUGAAAGCUUUAAGCAAAGAUUCGAUAAGGCAAAUGGAACUCAUGAGGUUUUACCUUCAAAUGAAAGAAGACCCUCAUGGUCCCAACCUGGCUUUGUUUGUCGGAAAUCUACCGCCAUCUUUGUCACAAAAAACCUAUGAAACCAUACUUAUAGAUUUCCUUGGAAGAGAAAACAAAUUCUCAUCUAUUGGCCCAAUUUAUUACGAGUAUGGUUCCAUGGUUAUUACGUACGCAGAUGCAAAAAAGGCUGUGAGAGCACUAUAUACGCUAAGAGAAUCUUCUUAUGAAGAGAAACAACUUCUAGUUAUGCUGCUACCUAAUAUUGAACCUCGGAUGGUACCUGGUGGCGUCAAACCUCUUCUCGUGUUCGUAAAUGUCAAGUCAGGAGGCUGCCAGGGAUUGGAACUGAUAACUUCCUUUAGAAAACUGCUUAACCCGUAUCAAGUAUUUGACUUAGACAAUGGUGGACCAUUGCCUGGUCUUUAUGUCUUCCGCCAUAUAAAGGAUUAUAAAAUUCUCGUGUGCGGAGGUGAUGGCACAAUCGGAUGGGUUCUACAAUGUUUAGACAAUGUCGGACAGGACAGUGAGUGCUCAUCUCCUCCAUGCGCUAUCGUCCCCUUAGGAACAGGUAACGAUCUGGCGAGAGUAUUACGCUGGGGCCCAGGUUACACUGGUGGAGAAGAUCCUUUAAAUUUGCUACGCGAUGUAAUAGAUGCAGAAGAAAUAAGACUAGACAGAUGGACAGUUGUCUUCCAUCCGGAGGACAAAGGUGGCGAGGAUAAAGCUACACAGCACAAUUCGACAGGUUGUAGGAAGAGGAAAGUGACUACCACAGUCAAUAGUGAGUUUUGUUUGUCUCUACAAACUAGAACUAUCAAAAUCGAUAGAACCUCUAUCCAUAAACCACUCUCUCUGCCCCGUUCAUCAAGAGGAAACAAAAUCAAACUCAUUAGCUCAACCAGUGAAGAAGUAUCGUCUGUAAUGGUAAUGAACAAUUACUUCGGAAUCGGAAUUGAUGCUGAUCUCUGCUUGGACUUCCACAACGCAAGAGAAGAAAAUCCUAAUAAGUUCAAUUCGAGAUUGCACAAUAAAAGUGUUUAUGUUAAGAUGGGUCUGAGAAAAAUGGUUGGCAGAAAAAUGUGCAAGGAUCUACAGAGAGAAAUUAGAUUAGAAGUCGACGGUAAACUUGUAGACCUUCCACCUGUCGAAGGAAUUAUCAUUCUAAAUAUUCUCAGUUGGGGCUCUGGAGCGAAUCCAUGGGGAGUGGAAAAAGAAGAGCAAUUUCAGAAACCGAACCACUGGGACGGGAUGCUGGAAGUAGUCGGAGUCACUGGUGUAGUUCAUCUGGGUCAGAUACAGUCUGGUAUGCGUUCUGCGAUGAGAAUAGCUCAGGGAGGACACAUCAAAAUUCACAUCCACGCUGAUAUGCCAGUGCAGGUGGAUGGAGAGCCGUGGGUUCAGGCACCUUGUGAUGUAGUUGUCCUCAAGUCAGCGCUCAAGGCAACUAUGCUGAAGAAGAUGAAAGGAAAGAUGAAGAGGCGGAACACUGAACCGUUCAUGCAGCAGGGGGCGGUCGGCCAAGGGGCUGCGGCACUCAGCAUCCCAGUCGUCACCGAGACGACGGAUAAUGUCAACCAUAACAACGAGUUCUAG
Molecule: messenger RNA, 2856 nt
Organism: Nezara viridula (southern green stink bug)
Lineage: Eukaryota; Metazoa; Arthropoda; Insecta; Hemiptera; Pentatomidae
Source: the annotation of a GenBank genome assembly